Messenger RNA from Onychomys torridus (southern grasshopper mouse), 1574 nucleotides. It is a transcript of the gene Art5, whose product is annotated as ADP-ribosyltransferase 5. Gene Ontology annotation, molecular function: NAD+-protein-arginine ADP-ribosyltransferase activity; NAD+ poly-ADP-ribosyltransferase activity. NCBI's taxonomy places the organism in Eukaryota, Metazoa, Chordata, Mammalia, Rodentia, Cricetidae. The record is from RefSeq and is a predicted model, not a curated record. The coding region runs from base 413 to 1345 and encodes 310 amino acids. The transcript has 5 exons.
UCCACCGGAGAAAGGGCCAAGUCUCACAAGUCCCUCCUUCAGCCUUGACCUAGCUCUGAUCUUACAGAAAGAACCUGUCAUCCAAGGGAAGGAGAGUUUUGCCCCUCAACCACUCAAGGAUUCUGCCAGUCCAGCUCCCACGCCCCUGUCUGUUGUUGGGAAGACAGGUGUCGGGUUACCAGUCCAGGGGCUAUAGUUAGCCGCGGGGACUUUGUUCGGCAGUCCGGGAUCUGCGCAGCGCCUGCCGGCACUUCAGGCCUAGUCUGCGGCAAAAAGGAUCCGAGCCCUAGGCCGCUCUCGGCCUCCGCCACCUCCAGGGUGCAGGAGGAAGGUCCUGGAGCCCAUCCAAGCCAGCACCCAGUCUCUGCUGGCCUCAUCAUUAUCUGGAUCCUGCCAUCCCAGGACUCCUCCAAUGAUGAUUCUGGAGGAUCUGCUGAUGGUCCUCAGUUGCCUCGGCCUGCACACCCUUUGGAAGGUCCAAGCUGUUCCUAUCCUGCCCCUGAGCCUAGUUCCAGACGCCUUCGAUGAUGCCUAUGUGGGUUGCUCCGAGGAGAUGGAGGAGAAAGCAGGCCUGCUGCUAAAGGAGGAGAUGGCACGCCAUGCCCUGCUGCGGGAAUCCUGGGAAGCAGCCCAAGAGGCCUGGGAACACCGGCGGCACACACUCACUGUCCCUCCUGGCUUCCAAGCCCAACACGGAAUAGCAAUUAUGGUGUACACCAACUCGUCCAACACCUUGUACUGGGAGCUGAACCAGGCUGUGCGGACAGGGGGUGGCUCCAGGGAGCUCUACAUGAGGCGCUUCCCCUUCAAGGCCCUGCAUUUCUACCUGACCCGGGCCCUGCAGCUGCUUCGGGGAACCCAAGGCUGCAAUAGGGAAGAUGGGGAGGUGGUGUUCCGAGGCGUGGGCAGCCUCCACUUUGAACCCAAGAGGCUGGGGGACUCUGUCCGAUUAGGACAGUUUGCCUCUAGCUCUCUGGAUGAAACAGUGGCUCGCGGGUUUGGUAAUGCCACUUUCUUCAAUCUAAGGACUUGUUUUGGGGCUCUUAUCCAGGCUUUGUCUGUCUUCCCUGAAGAGCGUGAGGUGCUGAUACCCCCGCAUGAAGUCUUCUUGGUCACUGGGUUCUUCCAGGAUGGAGCCCAGAGCAUAGUAACUCUCUGGAGUUAUAAUCAGACCUGCAGCCACUUUAACUGCGCCUAUUUGGGUGGGGAGAAGAGGCACGGCUGUGUGUCCUCAACAGCAGUAGGGCAGCCAGAGUCAUCCUCCACAGAGGCCUUGGCUCUGCAAUCAGGGAAGUCGCUGCUCUUGGCCCCUGGGGAGUUGCAGCUCUCGAGAGCUGGACCCUGAAAGCCUCUUGGAGUCUUGGGAACUGAUGACUUUUCUAUGAAGACGGGGCUUUGAGUGGCCUCAAGAAGCAAGAGUGUGGUUCUGGUUCUAGUCCAAUGGGCUAUCUCUCCAACCAGGGUUGGAGACCUGAGGCCAUGGCAGGGUUGAGGGAAUCCCACUAUGUGGUGGGGACUUCCUAGGACAUGUAAGGUCAAGACUGGAUGGCUACUCAAUUAAACGGAGUUGUGGU